UAGAAGGCUGUUUUUUGAAUGUUGUAGUGCCAGAGUCACUGACACAGCUGGUGAACAUCUUAUCAUCUCUGCCCGACUUGUGCUACUUAAGACUGACCAGAAAUGACUUUUCCUCACGGGUGAUUCGUAGCCACCUGUCGGACCUUGCUCACUGUAAGAGCCUACAGUAUCUCUGUCUCACAACACCAUCGGAUAUGUACAUCAGUGAUGUAUACAGUGAGAAUGACCGCCAGAUCAAGCAGCUUCACAACCAGUUUGAUGAGCUUCUGCAGGCAGUGAGAGAAACACAGAUCCAUGUUGAGUGGACUGAGGAGGCUUCAUACAGUCACUGGUUCUACACCAUCUGAUAAAACCAUGUUCGGUGCUAACUGUACUCUAGUGUGUCUAUUCCUAGUAAAGCGAAGUGAAUGAUUGAAA
Messenger RNA from Penaeus monodon (black tiger shrimp), 417 nucleotides. Its product is annotated as leucine-rich repeat-containing protein 14-like. The record is from RefSeq and is a predicted model, not a curated record. Lineage: Eukaryota; Metazoa; Arthropoda; Malacostraca; Decapoda; Penaeidae. Gene Ontology annotation, cellular component: cytoplasm.